AAAAAUUUAUAGUAAAAAUUUCAAUUUGGCAUUAGUAACUAACGGUAGUGUCAUGAACUUCCUGCGACAAACAUUCAACGUUACGAAACAGUUGUCACAAAAAGUGCUCAACAUCAACCUGCUGCAGUCUAUCCAAAGUGGGAGCCUUUCCGAACCGGUCUGCCGCAUGGCCUCGCUAAACCAAAUGCAUCGCACUGGCCCACACUAUAAAACGCGACCACCGCGGCAACCGCUAGAUGGAAAACCUUUCGCCAAGGGCGUUGUGCUGAAGACACUCAUCAAGAAGCCGAAGAAGCCCAAUUCGGCGAAUCGUAAAUGUGUGCUAGUGCGCUUAUCAACAGGCAAGGAAAUGGUCGCUUAUAUACCUGGAGAAGGGCAUAACUUACAAGAGCAUAACAUUGUGCUAUGUCGUGUAGGACGUUGUCAGGAUGUACCUGGUGUAAAAUUAAAAUGUGUGCGCGGCGUUUAUGAUUUGCCGCAUGUUAUCAAGAAGUAGCGUUAAGAGAUUGAAGCUAUUUCGUUGAAAUUAUUGAGUGUAUAUAAAUAAAGAAACAAAAUAAAAAUAUCCUUUAACAAAGUAAA
Messenger RNA from Rhagoletis zephyria (snowberry fruit fly), 582 nucleotides. RefSeq names its product 40S ribosomal protein S12, mitochondrial-like. Gene Ontology annotation, biological process: translation. The record is from RefSeq and is a predicted model, not a curated record. Gene Ontology annotation, molecular function: structural constituent of ribosome. Gene Ontology annotation, cellular component: small ribosomal subunit; ribosome. Lineage: Eukaryota; Metazoa; Arthropoda; Insecta; Diptera; Tephritidae.